Molecule: messenger RNA, 1764 nt
Organism: Colletotrichum gloeosporioides
Lineage: Eukaryota; Fungi; Ascomycota; Sordariomycetes; Glomerellales; Glomerellaceae
Product: Amidophosphoribosyltransferase
Exons: 10
Coding region: 1-1764 (587 amino acids)
Biological process (GO): purine nucleobase biosynthetic process; purine nucleotide biosynthetic process
Cellular component (GO): cytoplasm
Molecular function (GO): amidophosphoribosyltransferase activity
Source: RefSeq, a predicted model, not a curated record
AUGUGUGGAAUCAGUGGCAUUUGCAUGGGUCAUUAUGACCGGGACGACGAGGAUGGUUCUUGCGACGCCGCUCAGGAUCUCCACGAGUCCCUUUACUACCUACAGCACCGUGGUCAGGAUGCGGCAGGAAUCGCCGUCUGUUCCGAAGGCGGAAGGAUAUACUCGUGCAAGGACAACGGAAUGGCGUCGAAAGUGUUCAACGACGGCAAGAGAGUCGUUGAUCUCCACGGUUGGAUGGGAAUCUCUCAUCUGAGAUACCCGACGGCGGGAAGCUCGAGCAAAGCGGAAGCGCAGCCAUUCUACGUCAAUUGUAAGAUUGGAAACCUACCUGAAGUUGCGGACUCUGCUAACCUCACUCGCCUCCAGCUCCCAAGGUAUGGAAUUUGCUUGUCGCACAAUGGCAACCUGAUCAACGCGGCUGAGCUUCGUGAAUAUCUCGACAAGACGGCGCACCGUCACGUCAACACCAGCUCCGACUCCGAACUCAUGCUGUCCAUCUUCGCCAACGAACUCAACGAGACCGGAAAGGCCCGCAUCAACGAGAUCGAUCUGUUCAGUGCGCUCGAGCGCACCUACAAGCGCUGCCGCGGUGCAUGGGCUGCUGUUGUCAUGAUUGCCGGCUACGGCAUCUGCGGUUUCAGAGAUCCCGAUGGCAUCAGACCUUUGGUGUGGGGCCGCCGGCCUUCUGCUACUCUGGAGGGAGCUUACGAUUACAUGCUGGCCUCCGAGUCUGUCGCCCUCCGCCAGCUGGGCUUCCGGGACAUCACAAACGUCCUGCCAGGCCAGGCCGUCCUCUUCAAGAAGGGGUCGACCCCUGUGUUGACGCAAAUUCAGGAGCCUGCUGGAUAUACGCCGGAUGUCUUUGAAUAUGUCUACUUUGCGCGCCCAGACAGCGAGAUCGACGGCAUCUCUGUUCACAAGUCAAGAGAAAACCAGGGUAUCAAGCUGGCAGACAAGAUCAAGAGAACGCUUGGUGAAGAGGCCUUGAAGGAAAUUGACGUUGUCAUUCCCAUCCCAGAAACAUCAAACACGGCAGCUGCAGCCCUGGCAACAAGGCUUAACAAGCCCUUCUCCAGCGGUUUUGUGAAGAACAGGUAUAUUCCUUCUUUCCAUGUUGAAUUCGCAAUAGAGUUGGUCCGUCAAAAGAGCGUGCGCCGCAAACUCAGCACAAUUGAAUCGGAAUUCAAGGACAAGUGUGUGUUGUUGGUUGAUGACAGUAUUGUGCGAGGAACCACUAGUCAGGAGAUUGUCCUCAUGGCCCGUGAAGCCGGUGCCAAGAAGGUCAUUUUCUCCAGCUCAAGCCCAGAGAUUUUGCAUGAGCAUCUCUACGGCAUCGACCUGGCGAGCAAGAAGGACCUGAUUGCCCACGGAAAGACUACCGACGAGAUCGCAGCGCACAUUGGCGCUGACAAGGUCAUCUACCAGGACCUCAAGGACCUCAUCGCUGCCUGCGCCGAGCUGUCUCCCCGCGAUCCCACAACGCAGAACUUCGAAGUCGGUGUCUUCAACGGCUGUUACGUCACCCCCAUCCCCGAGGGCUACUUGGAGCAUCUCAGCGAACUCCGCAGUGGCAACAAGAAGCGGAAGCAUCGGGGACCGCUUGUGGCCAGCAGCGGCCCCACGCUCGACGCCCCCGCGGAUGCCCCUGCUGCGAAGGCGGCCAACAUCAAUGGACUGGCUUCCCGUGCACGCGCUGAGCCGCGGUCUCCUGGAAGGAGCGCAGACAUUGGAAUCCACAACGUCGCAGGUGAAGAGGAAAACUAG